Messenger RNA from Ambispora leptoticha, 642 nucleotides. The record is from the annotation of a GenBank genome assembly. Lineage: Eukaryota; Fungi; Glomeromycota; Glomeromycetes; Archaeosporales; Ambisporaceae.
AUGGGAGAAGCAAAAUCUAUUCAAUUUGAUCAAAUCUAUUAUGAACCUAACUCAGAACCUGGCGUAUUGAAACUCGCGCCUAUAGGUUUAGGUUGGAAAACUACGUUAACAGACACAAUAUUAACCGUUCCAUCUGAGGAUUUUAAAAAGAUGCAGUGGAUUCAUGUGGCACGUAACUAUCAACUAAGAAUUCAACGUAAAAACGGUGACGCUUUGAAAUUUGAUGGGUUUCUCAAAGAUGUGAGUGUUCUAGGUGGAAUUGCAAAACCUGAUUUUGAUACCCUAAGAGAAUUAGUAAAAUCAAAUUAUCGAUUGAAUCUUGAAAUCAAAGAACUUAGUGUCAAAGGCUGGAACUGGGGCAAAACUGAUUUUCAAGGUUCUCAAUUACUCUUUAAUGUGGGCAACAAGACAGCAUUUGAACUUCCCUUAAAUCAGGUUGCAAACACCAAUCUUGCGAGCAGAAAUGAAGUCAAUUUGGAAUUCAUGCAACCCGAACAAAUAGAUGAAGAUGCACAACGUGGCGCAUUAAAGACUCUGGUGCACGAAUUAGUAGAAAUGAGAUUUUAUAUCCCGGGCAUGGUGAUAGUUGCCGGUGAAGGAAUUGCUGAGGAGAUUAGUGCUGCUUCUAUGUUCUAUGAAACU